GCAAUAAGCAAACAUGGCGGCGGCCGUCGACAGUGUUGUGAAAGUUGUCCAACUUCCACAUUUCAGGCUGGGAGAGCAGUAUUACAGAGAUGCCAUUGAGCAGUGUCACAGUUACAACGCCCGUCUGUGUGCGGAGCGCAGCAUCCUCAUGCCUUUCCUGGACUCCCAGACUGGUGUGGCCCAGUCCAACUGUUACAUCUGGAUGGAGAAGAGACACCGCAGUGCAGGUGUAGCUCCUGGACAGCUGUACACCUAUCCAGCUCGUCGCUGGAGAAAGAAACGGCGUUCUCAUCCCCCUGAGGACCCGCGCCUGGCCUUCCCUACUCUGAAAGCAGCAGCUGAUUUGGAGCUGGGUUUGAAGCGAGAUGCUCUGGGAGCAGUGGAUGGCAGCAGUUUGGAGGCCCUGCUGAAAGGAGAGCCCCUCGACAGGAGGAGCGGCGUGUCGGACCUCCGCGGCUCGGAGGACGAUGCAGCCACCGUGGAGCCUCCCGCUACGUCGGCAGCCACUCACACGUCCUCUGGGCGCAUCCGUAAGCGAGUCCUAGACCACGACGACUACUUGGAUGACCUGGAUGACGAAGACUUUGAGGAUGAGACCCCCAAGAGGCGAGGAAAAAGCAAGUCCAAGGGUCGAAGUGACAAGAACGGGAAAAAGAAAACGGAGGCUGCCGCCGCAGCGCUGGAGGAGCGCGAUAAGCCGUACGCCUGCGACAUCUGUGGGAAGCGCUACAAGAACCGUCCCGGCCUGAGCUACCACUAUACACACUCUCACCUGGCCGAGGAGGAGGGCGAGGACCGCGAGGAGAUCGAGGCACCACCCACUCCUCGCCAGCCUGAGGAGCAGAAGACAACUAAGAAGGGUCCCAAUGGUCUGGCUCUGCCCAACGACUACUGUGACUUCUGCCUGGGAGACUCCACCUUAAACCAGAAGACCGGCCAGUCCGAGGAGCUGGUGUCCUGCUCAGACUGCGGACGCUCAGGCCACCCGACGUGCCUGCAGUUCACCCCGGUGAUGAUGGCGGCAGUGAAGACCUACCGCUGGCAGUGCAUCGAGUGCAAGUGCUGCAACGUCUGCGGCACCUCGGAGAACGACGACCAGCUGCUGUUCUGCGAUGACUGUGACCGAGGCUACCACAUGUACUGCCUAACUCCCCCCAUGACCGAACCCCCGGAGGGGAGCUGGAGCUGCCACCUGUGCCUGGCUCUGCUCAAGGACAAAGCCUCCAUAUACCAGCAGAACCAGAGCUCCGCCCCCGAGUGACACCGCACCGGACCCCCCAACACCCCCACCCCCACCCCACAACACUAUGACACCCAGCAUCCUCCCCCCCCCCCCCACCCCCCCCUGCCUCCGAUCGAAACGUCAGACCUCCUGUCAGUGCGGAGAUGUAGCUGAGUCCAGGCGACAGACGAGCUUCAGAAGAGCUUCAUAUCUACAGCACCACCGGGGGGGGGUUCAGAACCCCGCACCACACGGCGCGGGGGGGGGGGUCGAACCGACACAACCAACCUGCCUGCAAAGACCCAAAUCACACAACACACUGUGUGUAAAUAUGGUAUAUAUACACACACACACACACACACACGCACACAUGUACAUACACACUACAUCCAGUGGCAGCGCUCAUGCGGUUACCAUAGUAACUGCUAUCUCCAUGAGCGCUACCUGGGGGAAAGAAAAAAAAAAUAACAGAUUAGCAUUGAAGCUAAUGAUCUGCACCCUCUCACACUCACAGCGCGGACUGUCGAGACAACCGUUUUUCUUCUGCCAAAUUCUCUAUUUUUACUCCCUGAGAGUGACGACAGGAAGACGUCACCACAUAUACGGUCAAGAAAUAUUAUUAUUACAGUUAUUAAUAUUAUUAUUGUUAUUGUUCUGGUUACUAGUGGGCUUUCGUAGUGGCAUUUGUCUGUGUAUGUAUGUCUGAUCCAUCGGAGUGUUUCAUCCUUUGAAGAGGACGGGUCAGUGCCAAGAUCCACCGUCAUAUGAAAUACACACCACUCCGACAGGACCGUGAAUCGCCGUCAGUCACACACUGAGGUGGUCGCAUAACAUGACACUUCCGUAUUGGAUUAUGUUACUCCGUAGUCAGUUCAUCCAAACACUACAAAACUGAGCAGAUCAUACGUUUUGUUUCAGCCUCACAACCAAGCUUGCCUUUUUUUUUGGUCAUUGCUCUUUUUUUUUCUUUUCGAGAAACUCAUCAUUAUUCCGUAUUUUAGGUCACUCUAAGUCAGAGACGUGAAACGUGGCCACCGGGACACGGCGUUUUUGAAUUAGUUUAGCAGUGGCAUCAUCUUUUCACUCACCAUGUGAAACAACUGCAAUUGAACCGACGACACAGAGUCAUUAACGGACUGUAGCUGCUUUAACCGUUUGUCACACUGAGGUGGAUUUGCAUGCGGAUUGCACCUGUAUGAAUGCACACACUCAUCACAAGUGUUAUUUCUGUUGUUGUAUUUGUAUUUUUAUUUUAUUAUUUUCAUUUUUUACACAUUUUGUAUUACCUGAUAUUCCAUUGGUAUUGGGAGUAUUUUCUAGUAGAAUUUUGUAAAGUCUAUGGUAUAGCAGACACUUCAAUAUAUAGCUCCUGAUGCAUUCUAUGUACUGUAUUGACCUUUUCUAUUUUUGUUAUGACUGUGACAUGUUCGAAUUUAUUUGGUUUUUUUCUGAUAUGUCAAACCUCCAUUAUGAGUAUUUGUAAGAUGAUGUACUUUGUUGUACUAUUUUUAUUUUUACAUUCUUUUGGUAUUGAUGCUGAUUUAGCCCGACAAUAAAAAAAAAAUCACUUUGAA
Messenger RNA from Salarias fasciatus (jewelled blenny), 2796 nucleotides. RefSeq names its product zinc finger protein ubi-d4-like. Gene Ontology annotation, biological process: nervous system development. Gene Ontology annotation, cellular component: nBAF complex. The coding region runs from base 14 to 1261 and encodes 415 amino acids. The record is from RefSeq and is a predicted model, not a curated record. The transcript is spliced from 11 exons. NCBI's taxonomy places the organism in Eukaryota, Metazoa, Chordata, Actinopteri, Blenniiformes, Blenniidae.